UUCCCUUGCGCCUGCGUACUACGGCUCCUGCCCGUUGCCGCGGCCCGGAUCGGGAAGUGUCAGGUGGGAGCUGGGUUCCCCCGGUCUUCGCCGCUACCGCCACUGACCUCUCCCCCGGACUCCCUAUCCAGGACCGGGCCCAGCCGCCAUGACGAACGUGUACUCCUUGGAUGGGAUUCUGGUGUUUGGGUUGCUGUUUGUUUGCACCUGUGCCUACUUCAAGAAAGUACCUCGUCUCAAAACCUGGCUGCUCUCAGAAAAGAAGGGAGUUUGGGGUGUGUUUUACAAAGCUGCUGUAAUUGGAACCAGGCUGCAUGCUGCUGUGGCAAUCGCCUGCAUUGUGAUGGCCUUCUACGUCCUGUUUAUAAAAUGAAUUCUGAAGCAUCCAUUUCAUCAACCGCCAGCCAAGGGGACAAAGGUGAAGAACCUGUCGGGAGCCUGGGCCCAGCACAGGAAAGCUCAGCUAAAAUCGUCGAAGUCCCCAGGAUGACACCACAGCAUCUUCCCCUACUUCUUGUGGGGAAAACUCCUCAUGAUUACAAACAUUAUUUAUGCUUCCGGGGACUACAGAAAGCAAACUUCCUUUGACCUGCUUAUAAAUCAGUCCUCAGCAGAGAGCAUAUAAUGUCCAGAUAAAUUACUCCCCUCGGUGAUACGAUUCCAUACCUCCUGCUUAAAAACUGUUACCUAUUUUGUUCUUCAGCCCCUCAUCAGGCUCUUUUCAAACUGAGGCUCAUUAGGGGAGGAUAUAGGCUGUGUUCAAACUUCUUGGAAAGAGAGAUAAUUUUUAAGACUUGACUUUUAUUUUUACUGUUUUAUUUGGAUGUGAUAAAUUGCAGGAGUGCUGGGAGGGUGGGGUUGGGAGGCUGAGUGGGAAAUAGUAGUUAAACAAUGCCAAGACAUUGUUUUGGCUUUGGAAAUUUAUCUUUCACAUACCCACCUGGAAACAGAGAGAGGCAAGAUCCUCACUGCAAAAAGAAACGGUGAAAAUAGCUCUGCUGUGUGCUGGAGCUCAGGAGUUUUGCCAAAACAAUCUGGGCCUACGUAAGAUUUGGAAAUUAUCUGUCUAUGGUGAGACCUGAAAGGAGUGAUUUAGACAAGAAACAAUGUUCCAUUCAGUAAUAUUCCCAAAAGGAAACUUCACCCCUUCAAAUGGUAUAUGGAAACUGUUGCUAUUUUCCUAAAACUUUUUAAAUUUUUUCUAAAUGACUGAGUGCUAAAUACUGUUACUCAGUUUUAAAUGCCACCACUAAGGGAAAGAGAAACUAUUGAAGAAAUAAUUAUUUAAUAUAUUUGCAGUUGGGGUAGAAGAAAUAAAUACAUUUAGUGUAUUAAUUCAUAUACUAGUAAAGUCAUCUAGAAUUUAUUGGGAUGUUAGAUGGAAGUUUUGUCAUGUUACCGAAGAUACACACUUAUUUUUUGUUUAAAUCUGGGUUAUUAUGGCAAUUUUCAGUCAAUUACUUGUGUUUUUUGGUUCAUUUUAAAUUUUGUUCAUGUUGCAGUACUCUUUAGCUGUCUCUUGGAAAUUAUAAGAACAUUAGAAAUUUUAAUGAGAAAUUGAUGGCACUCAUAUGCAUGUUUGUACAGUUCAUACAAUCCAUGAAUAAAAUGAGAGUGUCUUCUAAAGUAAAGGAAAACCCAGGUUUCCAAUUGAGAUUGAUGGAUGAGCUUUUCCAUGGAGUAUGGGAACUCCUGAGCAAAUAGUUUUAGAUGAUUCUUACAUUUGAAGGGAAGACUUCUCCAUUCCCUCCUUCUUAUAUCUACAAAAGGAUUAACUGUCGCAUUUAUGAAGCCUAGAAUUUCUCUUAAAAAAAAAUUGGUCUAAAAUUAUUGUAAAGAGCAAGCAUAGACAUAGGUCUACCAGUUGAAUUGCUCAUUAAAGUAAAACUUGACUAUGGACAAGUUGGCUGUGGUUGAUCCCUUUGUGGUAGUAAAUUGUCUUUUGUCUUAUUCCAAAAGAACAAAAGCUGCUAGGAAGUUUAGAUUCUGAAACACUCAGUUUAGUGCUUUGAGGGUUCCUAGACAUACAGAAAGUCAUCAAGUAAACACUACAUGUCUAAUCAUCAUCUCUGGCUGUUAUCUCCAGAAUUGGUCUACAGGGUAAAUUUCAAUGAUUCCUAUAUUUUCAUUGUCAUUUCUGAGACUUUUUCACACAAGAGAAAGGAAAGCUAGUGGAACCGAAAGAGUUACACCUUGUGGGUGUCAAUUUGGAACCUGUUGGCCAAUAGGAAUGUCACUCCCUGGAAAUACAGGUUCAGCGUGUUUUGCACUUGUUAUUUUGUAGCUUUAAUGACUUUUGUUUCCUAAUAGGGCUAAUAACUUGGAGCUUCUUCAUAUUUUAAACUAGUUCCAUUUCACAGUUCAAAUCAAUUUUUACAGCUUCCUGCAUGGGUCAUCUUGACCUGAAGUCUUGAAUUGUUAUAUUUUGAGAUGUUUUCAUACCAGAACAUACCAAAAAGUGUAUGGAGUGAAGGUAAUUUACAGCAAGAAACAAAUACACAGCUUGUUUCAUUUCUUUAUAUAAGCAGAAACUUGUUUUAUUCAUUACUUUGAUUGAUGUAUCAUAAAUUUUUGACUGAAAAUUGUAGGAAGUUGUUCCUCUAAGAGAGUCUUUUAGGGGUGGAAGCAUGGGGAUAGCAGUAUUGUCUCAGAUUCAAACUGGCAUCACCAUAAAUGUUGUAUGCCAGGGUGGAAUGAAGUCAGCUUUUUAUAGUUGAAAUAAAAUUUUUUUAUUCAUCAUUGUCUGCACAGUCCUUGAAAAUAAAAUUUUUCCCUACCA
Bubalus bubalis (water buffalo) is the source of this 2779-nucleotide messenger RNA. RefSeq names its product transmembrane protein 167B (gene TMEM167B). The record is from RefSeq and is a predicted model, not a curated record. Bases 149 to 373 code for a protein of 74 amino acids. The transcript has 3 exons. NCBI's taxonomy places the organism in Eukaryota, Metazoa, Chordata, Mammalia, Artiodactyla, Bovidae.